AAUGGAGGACCCUCACUUGGGCCUUGCCUCAUUCUCCAUGUUCGGUUCUCUGGGAGCUGCAGUGCAGGUGGUCAUCAUCUUGUAUCUCAUGGUCUCCUCGGUUGUCGGUUUCUACAGCUCUCCACUCUUCACCGGUUUGCUGCCACGUGCACAGGACACAACCCUCACACAGAUUAUAGGGAACUGUGUUUCUCUUUUAAUACUCAGUUCAGCCUUGCCUGUUUUCUCCCGCACAUUGGGAAUCACAAGGUUUGAUCUGCUUGGAGACUUUGGACGGUAUAACUGGCUUGGCAGUUUCCACAUUGUUUUCCUGUACAACAUGCUUUUUGCUGGACUCACAUCCGCCUGCCUCAUCAACACAGUCACAUGGGCCUUGCAAAGAGAACUCAUCCGUGCCUUUGGUUAGUUGCUUUUUAUUUAUUUAU
This is a messenger RNA of Sinocyclocheilus anshuiensis, 425 nucleotides long. Its product is annotated as limb region 1 homolog-like protein. Bases 2 to 406 code for a protein of 134 amino acids. The record is from RefSeq and is a predicted model, not a curated record. Gene Ontology annotation, cellular component: plasma membrane. Gene Ontology annotation, molecular function: transmembrane signaling receptor activity. The transcript is spliced from 4 exons. Gene Ontology annotation, biological process: receptor-mediated endocytosis; signal transduction. NCBI's taxonomy places the organism in Eukaryota, Metazoa, Chordata, Actinopteri, Cypriniformes, Cyprinidae.